UUUUUGGACGACAAGAUGAGAGCUCAGUUGAAAUGCAUGGUACAAAAAAUUGGAGGAGAAGAAGUUCCUGUAUUCGUCCGUUUAGCGUUAAAACAAAUUGUGUCGGAUGAGUUGGCAAUUAAUUUAACUUGGCGUGGGACAUCGGAGAAGCCAAGCAUACAAAACUUUGCAGUUUUUUCCAUCAUAAAAGACGUUUGUCACUCCAAGUUCCAAAAUUCGACAGAUUAUCAAAUUAAUAAAAUUGUCCAACAACAUUUCUUACACGCCAGGGAUAGAGUGCUCAAACGCAAACUUUCAAGUGAAAAUACUCGCGGAAAUUUACGCCUCUCCAAUUAAUUCCUUAACUCGUACACUUAACUAAAUAAUGUUAACAAAUGAUACCUUAACUAAAAAAUUUAAACAAACUGUUUUUCUUGUUUCUAAUGUUAAUAAAAGUUAAAAUAAAAUUA
Molecule: messenger RNA, 449 nt
Organism: Rhagoletis zephyria (snowberry fruit fly)
Lineage: Eukaryota; Metazoa; Arthropoda; Insecta; Diptera; Tephritidae
Source: RefSeq, a predicted model, not a curated record